UUACACAAUUACUUUCGCAAAAACUGGAUUUUAAGAAUUAGGUGCACCUUGGGCAUUCAGUUCAUGUCUGCGAAGUCUUGCAACAUAUUUCAGAAGCAGCUCCAAACUUUGGAGGCCAAUCUGUCACUCUCUGCGAGGUAAAAAGUAUAUUUGAAUGCGGUAAAGAGACCAAUGAAGCAGAAAGUUUUUACGUCAGCCCCAAAUGUUUGCAUUUGCUUGCAUCAUGAUGCCAGACAUUUUGACCACUUUGUGGUCAACGGCGUGGUAUAUAAAAGCAAUUGCAGCCGGUGUCAUUUGAAUGGUAAAACGAUGCGAGAUGCAUGGUCAUUUUAAGUUGCUGCUGGUCCUGGGACUCCUGCUGACCUACGCGGCAGCCAAGAAGAAGGAGGCCUCAUCUUCCGAGGAGGAGGAAGGUGGCGACAAGUACGAGAAGAAGAAGUUCGGUGACGAGGAGCACAAGGGUGAGCACGGACACAAGGAGCACAAGGAAUGGGAGGAGGACGAGAAGAAGCACCAUGAGCUGGAAGACCACGAGCACCACCACGGCGACAAGGGAUCAAAGAAGAAGAAACACUACGACGAGAAGGAUGAGCAUGGCGAGAAGCAUGAACACGGCGCCCACAAGAAGGGCGGCAAACAUCAUCACAAAAAGAAGCACAAGAAGGGCCACAAGGAAUUAGAAUACCACAAGAAGUUCAAAAAGGAUGAGUACGUCAAGGAGAAGAAGUUCUACGAUGAUGAGCACAAGGGCGGCCAUCACAAGAAAUAUGGAAAGGAGCACCAUCAUCAUGCCGAGGAGCACGGCGAGCACAAGAAGGGCGAAAAGCACGAGGGCGGCAAGAAGAAGGGCCACAAGAAGCACCACGGCCACUACAAGAAGGGUCACCACGACGAGGACCACAAGAAGUACAAGAAGGAGCACAAGUACGGCGACAGCUUCGAGGAGAAGAAGGAGCACGGCGAGAAGGGCUCCAAGAAGCACGGCCACAAACACUACAAGAAAAAGGGCGGCAAGCAUUGAGCAGCCGAUGGGUCUCCCAUAAGCAAUGAUACAUGUGAUCUUUAUGUGAAAUGCAGAAUUAAAACUGGGAAAGGUCCUAAUAUUAUACUGUCUUGUGUUUCUUU
Molecule: messenger RNA, 1125 nt
Organism: Drosophila erecta
Lineage: Eukaryota; Metazoa; Arthropoda; Insecta; Diptera; Drosophilidae
Product: probable zinc transporter protein DDB_G0282067
Exons: 1
Coding region: 299-1021 (240 amino acids)
Source: RefSeq, a predicted model, not a curated record